Molecule: messenger RNA, 3560 nt
Organism: Xiphophorus maculatus (southern platyfish)
Lineage: Eukaryota; Metazoa; Chordata; Actinopteri; Cyprinodontiformes; Poeciliidae
Gene: and1
Exons: 7
Coding region: 727-2622 (631 amino acids)
Source: RefSeq, a predicted model, not a curated record
GAAUAUGUGAUUGCUAAACUAAUCAUUAGUUGCAGCCCUAAAAUGAAACAAAAGCAACCUCUUUUUUCAGUGUAUUAUUCCAUGUCUCCAUCUAUUUUCUGGGCCCUCCCGCUCUCUUCUAUUCUGCCUUUAAUUAGUAUUCCUGCUAGAUGCCUCAUUGGCCCCAAACCUCGAGCCAAUCUUGCUGCAGCUCCCCUCGACCCCCUCAGGUGGUCCAUGUGUGUCUGAGACGACCUUCCCAGUUAAAAACCUUCUCAGUUCGUUCUUUCUGGGCAGUCUGUAAGGAGCGCACCAGGAUUCCCAGUUGAAAACAAACCACUUCAGCCCCGUCGGCUUCUUCCCACUCCAGGCGGACGCAGCAGAGUCAAAAUAACCACCAGGUAAGAGGCCAACGCGGCUAAGCUUGUUUACCUCAGGAGUUUUGGGUAAUUCCCAAGGUUUCCAACGCAGAUGAAAGUUUGCUGCUGUGGAAAAACACCUGGUGUUGAUGUUACAAUGACAAAGCCUUGGUAUUAAAGGCCGAAAGCUGGGAAAACUUCCUGCAGUGACAUGUAAGUCCAGACGAGAAGCAGCUAGAGACAAGAAAUGUUUCAUUUAACAACCUAAUUAUUGCAAGAAUAAUUGCAAUUAGGAUUGGAUUUGCUUAAAAAAACCAAAGUGAAUAAAAAAAAAAAAGAAGUAAAUCUUCAGUUUUGUGUUUCUUGUAGGAGUGGAAGAAGUCCAGUCAUGGCUGAACGGAGAAGCUGCUACGCUGUUUGGAUCACUUCCCUUCUUAUUGUGAUGCUGCUGCCUGCGUUCUUGUCUGCGGGGCCGAUUCUGCAAAAGUCCAAAGGAGAUGUGGGGGAAAGCAUCCAGGAAAAGGCAGAAGCUGCAGCUUCCCACAGGAGGCUGGUCCGUAACCGCAGGAACAUCAGCUGGUACAAACAGCACUCCGACUUCUGGGCCUGGUACAAGUACUUCACAGACAACGGCAACCAAGAUGCAGUUCAGGAAAUGGACAAGAUCUAUCUGGCCUAUCUUCAGAACAAGAACCGUGCCGAGGCGCGCCGUUCCUACAAGGCCUACCUGCGCCACUUGGGGGAGAUAUACAAGUCCUGCGCCAACUCUGACGAUCCUAACUGUGUGGCGUCUUACACAGGCCGGCCCAAAUCCAAACCAGAGCCCCCUAAACCAGCCCCCAUAAAAACAUGUGACCCAACCAAGGAUACUCACUGCUUGUAUAUGGCUCUAGUCCAGGGUAAGAGUCCCUAUCUGCCCCUGGUGGUCCCGGUUGCCCCCGCCGCAGCAGUCAAGGCCCCCGCUCCUUUAUAUGUCCGUGCUGCUGCUCAGUCGAAGGAGCCGGCCCAUUAUCACUUCGCUCCAUCUGCAGUGUCCUUCCUUACCAAGGAGCAGAAGGCGGAGCUGCUGCGUAUCUGCUCUUCUGAUGACGUUGAGUGUCUGCAGUACCACCUCAGAGCUGCCUUUGGGUAUCGGGCCUCUUCCGGACCCCUCCCAUCAUACAGCCACCUGGGCUGUGACCCCAAGAAAGACCCUGCCUGCAAAGCUAAACUAGCUCAAAAGGCACCUUCUGGUCUCUACCAUCAGAACCCCAACUGUGAUCCUCUCCGGGACCCUUACUGCUCCUAUGCUGCCUCUCUUGUGGCUCCUCGUGCUCCCAACCCUUCAGCCCACACUGGUCCUGGAUCUUGCAACCCUCUUUAUGAAGACAAUUGCAAUCCUCUGACUGCCACCAGAUUCUCUUCCCCCCCACAGGAGUACAGAGGCGAUGAACGAGACGAAGCGGCGUCUAUUCGUGCAGCUCCUCCUCCUGCUGAGCAGAAUGACCCUUAUGCCAUGUUUAGGGAUCCUUAUGCUAAUGCUAACAGAGUUACAGAUCCGUACGCAAUGUACCGACAGUAUCCGACCCCGGCCGCUCCUCAGUCUACUGAUCCGUACAACAUUCUUCGUCAGUUCAUGUCCCAAGCACAGGAUAAUGACCCAUACGCUCCACGCAUGUCUGCUCCUGAGUCGAACCCUAACGACCCUUUCUCUGCUGUCCGGGAAGCCAUGAAUCGUCAGAGUCCUCCCUCGCCCAGGCAGCAGUACCCGUUUUCCAACCCGAGUUAUGAGGAGCCGCCCCAGGAAGAGCGUCACUCUCUGGGACCUCCAGGUAAAACCAAAGAGGGCUAUGACUGCUACAUUGGUUACGACCGUGAAUGCUUCCCAGUAAGACCUAGCCAACCUCACUCCGGAGCUCCUCGCCGCACUCCCUACCCCGUUGAUCCCUACCAACCCCAUCAGAACACAGACGGCGACCGCAGAGGCGUCCUGGAACCAGACAACCCUCACUGCGACCCGGAGUACGACCGUGACUGCCGCCUGCGUCGCUACGAACCAGCGCAACCCCAACCUGAACUCCACACUCAGGAGGACCGCAGUCAGAGAACAGAAGAGUCUGAGCAACAUGGACAAGACCAGUACGAGGUCGAGCCCUACCAGAGCGGUCAGGAAGAGCCUUAUAUGUCCUACCCGCCUCAGUCACAGGGUACGCCCAGCCUGCAGGACAUCCUCCGGAGCUACGGAGACCGCUUCCCUGAACAGGACGACCACAGAGCCUAUGCAGACGACUACCGUAAGAAGUAAAGCCUGGGUCCACAGCGUCUUCCUCACCACCUCUCCACCGCAUAUCAUGACAAAGUGAGAAGAAAUGUGAAAAUUAUAACAGCGGGAAAAGGUUGAGAAGUGAAGCAACACGGUAGGUUUCUGACUGAAAAAAGACGACCUCAUGACCUUUCGAUGUGCAGGAGGAAUAUUUCAGUGCUGGUCACUGAUUAUGAGACACGCUACUGACCUGUCAGGACUCGUUUCUUUUCCAAGUCAGAAAGGAGAACACAAGAACAGUGCAGUGUAUGAUUUGUGUGUGUUCAUGCUGAGUUGUGUAGCGAGACAAAGGUCACAUAUGACUUAAUGCCCUUUAAAUCAGGGAUAAACUAAAGGUCCCUCAUUAGUCUCAUUACUGAGUGUUGCUCAGGGAUGUAGUAACCUAAGCUUUAAGCUGGUACAUGGUGACUUACAACAUAGUUUGAUAAAGUAUAAAAACAUUUAUGUGGAAAAUGAAUCUUUAAAUGAACAUCUAAAGACAAAGACUAGUUUUAAUGUGUUUUUGUUUUUAAUAAAGACAUAAUAUGUUUCCCAUUAUGUUUGUUUUGCUCUCUGUUUGAUGCAUAACUAAAGAAAUUUUGUUAUAACAAGCUAUAUAUCCAAAAUAUGUUCUUGCUUAAACAAGAAAGGUCAUAGCAGUGAAAUAGUAACACUUUGGGAGAUGUUUUUGUGUCAUUCUUUGCACUUUUAUAUAGUUUUUAUUCCUGUUAUAACAAAACCAUUCUCCUACUGCUCCUGUAUUUAUUUCCAAAUUUGCAUCAAAGUAGCAGAUAACCAAGAUAAUGUACCACUAAACCCUAUUGAUGCAUAUUUUACACAUAACGAAGAUCAUGUUGAAGGCACUUUGUCACCAUCUAGUGGUCAAAACUUUGCCUAAUUUGACUCUUUUGCACACUCAUUCCUGCUUGCUUAAUAUCUGA